Xenia sp. Carnegie-2017 is the source of this 1684-nucleotide messenger RNA. RefSeq names its product TOM1-like protein 2. The coding region runs from base 66 to 1547 and encodes 493 amino acids. Gene Ontology annotation, cellular component: membrane; endosome. Gene Ontology annotation, molecular function: phosphatidylinositol binding; clathrin binding; ubiquitin binding. The transcript is spliced from 17 exons. NCBI's taxonomy places the organism in Eukaryota, Metazoa, Cnidaria, Anthozoa, Malacalcyonacea, Xeniidae. Gene Ontology annotation, biological process: signal transduction. The record is from RefSeq and is a predicted model, not a curated record.
CCAGACGUAAGUCCAUUGAUAUAAAAAUGACGUAAUGUAUUAUUAUUUUAAUCAAAAAGCAGACUAUGGCUUCAUUUUUUUCAUCAAACCCAUAUUCCACGCCCGUGGGUCAGAGAAUUGAACGAGCAACAGAUGAAAAAUUGGCGUCCGAGGAUUGGGCAUUGAACAUUGAAAUAUGCGAUAUAAUCAACGAAAGCGACGAAGGACCGAAAGAUGCUAUCAAAGCAAUAAGAAAACGACUUUCUACACCAAAAGACUUCAAAGUGAUCAAUUUCACCUUGACAGUCUUGGAAACAUGCGUCAAAAACUGUAAUAAAAGAUUUCAUAUAUGUGUUUGUAAUAAAGAUUUUUUAUCUGAGAUGACGAAGCUCUUGCAACCCAAGUACAAUGCACCUGUAGUUAUUCAAGACAAAGUUCUUGCUCUUAUCCAAACCUGGGCGGAUGCCUUCAGGGGAAAACCUGAUCUUAUUGCUGUUGUAAAUGUUUACGAGUUGCUGAAAUCACAAGGUAUACAAUUUCCAGCACAGAACCUUGAUACAUUUUCACCUAUCUACACACCAGAAAGGUCUGUUCCCGAGGAAAGAGAACGAAGUCCGACUCACAUAUAUAUGCCUGCCGUUACAACUACUGCCCCACCACCAAGCAGACCACCUCAACCAUCACCUCAGGCUGGAUGGUCCAGAACAAUAUCGCCGGAGAAAUUAGCCAAGUUGCGUUCGCAGUUGGAUGUUGUUCAGGGCAACAUACAAGUUAUGUCAGAGAUGUUGCUGAACGCCAGUCCGGGUCAGGAAAGUCCCGAUGAUGAGCAACUGCUUAAAGAGUUGAACAGUACUUGUCGUGCAAUGCAGACGCGCAUCGUACAAUUACUCAAUCAAGUUGGUAACGAAGAAGUGACGGAGGAACUUUUGCGUGUCAACGACGAUCUGAACAACGUGUUUAUAAGAUACGAUAGAUAUGAAAGAAAUAAGCAAGGGAUGGCUCAGUCCAGACCCCCACCUGUUUCUGUACCGUCGCCACAGGAACUCGGUGGUGGAUCAUCUACCACAGAAACUGGAACCAGCCAAGCGUUAAUCGACUUUGGCGAUGAUGAUGUAGAAACACAACCAAACUCUUCUCGAGAAAUGAGCGAAAGAAUGGCUCAAGAUUUCGGAAAUAUGACUGUUUCAAAUGGAAAUAAUGACGACGAAUUUGAUAUGUUUGCACAGACGAGGCAAAACACCUUUGAAGACAGCAGGAAAACCGGUUCAACGUACGAAGACAACACAUCAGCGUUACCAGACCGCACGUUGGCUAGCACCCUUCAAGAUCAAAACUCCAAAUCAAAACCGAACGAAACCAGUUCCAUCGAAGGUAUCGAAGAUUGGUUAAUUCAAUCCGAUCUACCGUCUCAAGAACCCACCGGCAAAGAAACAUCGAUGACCAGCACAGAAUUCGACGAUUUUCUCCAACAACGGGCAGUGUCUGGUGGCUCACGACAAAGUACUAAAAGAUCUGAUCAUCCUGUCAAGAAAGACGUCGAUGAUUCCGAUGAAAUGUUCGGAUUAUGAAUAACAUGAUUAUCGGAUAACGGAUAUUGAUUACAUAAUCAUAGGAUAAUGGUGAAAAUUUUUGUGUAUAAAUUGUUCCUAUGUAAUGCAUUGUAUUAAUCGUUUUGAUUGCAUUUAAUAAAAUGCGUGCAAUUGAA